AUGAAGAUGCUGACGAAAUUCGAGUCCAAGUCUACGAGGGCAAAAGGCCUGGCGUUCCACCCCUCUAGGCCAUGGGUGCUAGUUGCGCUGUUUUCGUCUUCGAUUCAGCUAUGGGACUACAGAAUGGGAACGCUCUUACACAAGUUCGAGGACCACGAGGGCCCCGUGCGGGGCAUAGACUUCCACCCUACGCAGCCUCUGUUCGUGUCCGCAGGUGACGACUACACCAUUAAGGUCUGGUCUCUGGACACUAAGAAGUGCCUGUUCACAUUGAACGGACAUCUGGAUUACGUGCGCACGGUUUUCUUUCACCGUGAACUACCCUGGAUUAUUUCUGCCUCGGAUGACCAGACCAUUCGCAUCUGGAACUGGCAAAAUCGUAAGGAGAUCGCAUGCCUGACAGGCCACAACCAUUUUGUGAUGUGUGCUGAUUUCCAUCCAACCGAGGACCUGGUGGUUUCUGCGUCGCUCGACGAGACCGUUCGUGUGUGGGAUAUUUCGGGCUUGCGCAAGCGCCACUCGGCCCCUAGUACUUAUACUCUCGAGGACCAGAUCGCGGCUCAGCAGAACCUGCUGGAUGGCGGGUUUGGCGACUGUGUUGUGAAAUUUAUCCUUGAGGGCCACGCCAGAGGUGUCAACUGGGCCAGUUUUCACCCUACCCUACCCCUAAUUGUUUCUGGUGGUGACGAUCGUCAAGUAAAGCUGUGGAGGAUGAGCUCCACCAAAGCUUGGGAAGUGGAUACCUGCAGAGGCCAUACCAACAAUGUCGACAGUGUGAUAUUCCACCCACAUCAAAACCUGAUCAUUUCGGUUGGAGAAGAUAAAACCAUCCGUGUGUGGGACCUCGACAAGAGAACUCCCGUAAAGCAGUUCAAGAGAGAAAACGACCGCUUCUGGCUAGUAAGAGCGCAUCCAAAUAUCAAUCUCUUUGGUGCCGCUCAUGAUUCCGGUAUUAUGGUAUUCAAGUUAGACCGUGAAAGACCUUGCAGCGCAAUCAACCAAAACCAGCUUAUUUUUGUCAACAAAGAGAAGCAAGUCCAAACUUUUGACUACAACAAAAAAGUGGUGUCGCUUCCUUAUGUGUCGCUUAAGAACAUAGGGCAUGCGUGGAAUGCUUUUAGGAGCUUAUCCUACAAUCCAUCCCAGCAUUCGGUGUUGGUGAACUGCUCCGAUAACCAAGGUAGCAAGUUUGCGUUGUGUCCAUUACCAAAACAGGCAACUGGCGCCAUUGAACCUACUGGGGUACUCGAGGACUCUGGCUCCUUUGCCACUUUUGUGGCACGGAAUAGAUUUGUGGUCUACAACAGUUCAACGUCUUCGCUUGAAGUACGUGGCUUAGACAACAAAAUCACAAAGUCCAUAAAAAUUGAUGGGGAUAAUACCGUCAAGGAUAUCGUAUAUGGGGGACCCGGAUCGGUGUUAUUGUUGCAAGCUAAAUCUGUGACAUUGUUCGAUGUUCAGCAAGCCAGGAAGCUAGCUGAAGUUCCCUCCAAAAAUGUGAAGUAUGUUAGCUGGUCUUUGGAUAACCAGUUCAUCGCACUGAUGAGUAAACACACAAUCACGAUUGUAACCAAAAACCUGGAAGUCGUGACUUCCAUGCACGAAACUAUUAGAAUAAAGAGUGCAGCCUGGGACGAGACUGGUGUAUUGAUAUAUUCCACAUUGAAUCACAUAAAGUACACCUUAUUGAAUGGAGACAACGGUAUCAUCAAGACACUGGAGAACACUUUGUACAUCAACAAAGUCCAUGGUAAAUUUGUUUAUGCUCUCAACCGUGAAGGCGAAGUGGAGGUGGUUACCAUUGAUCCAACUGAAUACCGCUUCAAGAAGGCUUUGGUGAACAAAAACUUCCCAGAAGUUUUACGUAUAAUCAAGAACUCGAACCUUGUUGGCCAAAACAUUAUCUCAUAUCUGCAAAAAUCCGGCUUCCCUGACAUUGCUUUGCAGUUUGUGCAAGAGCCACAAACUAGAUUCGACCUUGCCCUAGAAUAUGGCGAUCUUAAUAUUGCAUUGGAAGAGGCCAACAAACUUAACAGCAGUAUUGUCUGGGAGCAGCUAGGUAAAGCAGCCUUGCAACAGGGAAAUAUUGAGAUGGUCGAACUGGUGUACCAGACGCAAAAGCUUUUCGACAAGUUAUCGUUCCUUUACCUGAUUACUGGUGACCUCUCGAAGUUGUCGAGGAUGGAAUCCAUUGCUGAGCGUAGAGGAGAUAUCUCGAGCUUAAUCCUGAAUACCUUUUACAGUGAUUCCGCUGAAAAGAGAGGGUCAGUUUUUGCUCAAUCAGGUGCUCUACCGCUAGCCUACGCGAUUGCCAAAGCUAACAACGAUGAUGAUGCUGUAGCUCAAAUACUCGAGAAGGCUGGCGUCGAUGAAAGCGAUGUUAAAUUGCCAAAGAACUUGACUUCAUCUAGACUUUGCAAAAGCCCCGUUGUGUCUGAGGCUAUCACUCAAUGGCCGCUAGAAAGCCCCGGUGCCUCGUUUUUCGAAAAGGCACUAUCGGGUCAAGUUGAAGGCCUGAGCUUGGAAGAAGGUGCAGAUGAAGAAGAACUAGAGAGAGACGCGGGUAUAGUCGCUCCAGAGCCAAAUGACUUUUCAGACGAGGAAGAGGUUCUGGAAGACGACGGCGGCUGGGACAUCGGCGAGGAGGACCUUGGAUUAGAGGAGGACGCUCAAGAAGCUUUUUUGGCUGACAAAGGUACCGCAAAGAUCGUUGACGAAAACGAAGUUACCCAAUGGACCAAAAAUUGCAAGCUGCCAUACGUUCUGAUCGCGUCUGGCGCUUUUGAAGCAGCUGCUCAAGCACUGAACAAGCAGGCAGGUGUGGCGAACUUUGAGCCUUUGAGACCACGUUUCCUGGAAAUUUACGAAAGCUGCAGGACUUACAUGGCAGCAACGCCUGCUGAAUUGCCAAGUAUAACGGGCGUUAUUCGUGCAGUUGCCGAAGAGGAAGAGCGCGGAAAGCUUCUGCCAUUCGUUGCUGGCAUCGAUGUGGUAACCAGUAAAAUGAAUGAGGGGUUUUCGCUCUUCAAAGCAAACAAGCUUGAGGCUGCAAUCGAGAUUUUCCGUGAUGUUGUCUACAUUGUAACUUUGUUUGCUACCGACAACGAAGAGGAUGAGAGCACAGCCCGCAAGGCGCUCGCAAAAGCUCGUGAAUACAUUUUGGGAAUCACCAUUGAGUUAGCCAGGCGCGCUCUGCCUGCUGACCAGGUGAAACGCAACUUGGAAUUGGCUUCUUACUUCACUACAACUAAACUUCUUCCUCCUCACAGAAGCACGGCUUUCCAGGUAGCGAUGUCGCAGUCCUUCAAACACAAAAACUUUAUCCAGGCGUCUUAUUUUGCUAGUGAGUUCCUCAAGAUAGUGACAACAGGUCCUCGUGCCGAUCAGGCACAGAAGGUCAAAGACCGCGCUGAUCUGAUGGCACAUGAUGCUAUUGAGGUUGACUUUGACCCUCACGCCGAAUUUGCCAUCUGUGCAUCUACGCUCACCCCGAUCUACAGUGGUACUCCAACCCUGUCAGAUUCUCUUACCGGGGCCAAAUAUCACGCUUCAGAGAAGGGUAAACUUGACGCUAUUGCAUUGAUUUCUAAGAUCGGAACCCCCGCGUCUGGUCUACGGAUCCUAAUUUAG
Molecule: messenger RNA, 3630 nt
Organism: Lachancea thermotolerans CBS 6340
Lineage: Eukaryota; Fungi; Ascomycota; Saccharomycetes; Saccharomycetales; Saccharomycetaceae
Gene: COP1
Product: coatomer subunit alpha
Exons: 1
Coding region: 1-3630 (1209 amino acids)
Biological process (GO): retrograde vesicle-mediated transport, Golgi to endoplasmic reticulum; endoplasmic reticulum to Golgi vesicle-mediated transport; intra-Golgi vesicle-mediated transport
Cellular component (GO): COPI vesicle coat
Molecular function (GO): structural molecule activity; protein binding
Source: RefSeq, a predicted model, not a curated record